Arctia plantaginis is the source of this 246-nucleotide messenger RNA. Lineage: Eukaryota; Metazoa; Arthropoda; Insecta; Lepidoptera; Erebidae. The record is from the annotation of a GenBank genome assembly.
AUGAGUAUAAAAGUUUUACACUCUUCUAUGUCUGAUAUUAUGUAUUAUAGUGAAGAGUACAGUAUCCUUGCGAUAGUCCUCGCAGUGAUGACACGCAACAAUGGCACUGGCCUAUACGACACCAUCCGUACGACGAGGUACUCGUCAAAACAGCUGGUCAGCACGUGUGACAGCAGAGAUGCUGAGCUGCUUCUCCAGCCAAUCCUUUACGGUAUGUCUUACCGCCACAAUUGUGGUAUGCAUUGA